AUGCCUCACUUCACCAACGAACCUGAACCUCAACCUCACCCGAACCCCUCGACGUCGACCACUCAGUCGACCGGUAGCAACGCAGAAUAUACCAAUGCGCCCGACAACUCGGGUGAGCAGCAGCCGCUGAGCAAAGAAGAAGCGGAUCGAUUGUACGAGGAGCGCAUGGAGGAGGAGUACGCGAAGAGAGAGGGAGGUGCUUAA
Messenger RNA from Aspergillus melleus, 204 nucleotides. RefSeq lists its product as uncharacterized. NCBI's taxonomy places the organism in Eukaryota, Fungi, Ascomycota, Eurotiomycetes, Eurotiales, Aspergillaceae. The record is from RefSeq and is a predicted model, not a curated record. The transcript has a single exon. Bases 1 to 204 code for a protein of 67 amino acids.